AUGGGGACACUGGGGCUGGAGGGCCGGGGUAGGAGGCCCCAGGGGAAGGGCUGCCUCCUGCUGGCUGUGGCAGGAGCCACUUCCCUGGUGACCCUGCUGCUGGCUGUGCCUAUCACUGUCCUGGCUGUGUUGGCCUUGGUGCCUCAGGAGCAGGGAGGACUGGUAACAGGGACCGCUGACCCAGGGGCACAGGCACAGGCCCAGCUGCGAUUGGGGUCCCAGGAGCUCCCAGAGGAGGAGGCAGAAACAGAUCUCAGCCCUAGGCUCCCGGCUGCCCAUCUCAUAGGCGCUUGGACCAAAGGGCAGGGGCUAGGCUGGGAAGCGAAGAAAGAAGAGGCAUUUCUAAGGAGCGGGACGCAGUUCUCCGGCUCUGAGGGGCUGGCUCUCCCGCAGGACGGCCUCUAUUACCUCUACUGUCACGUCGGUUACCGAGGCCGGGCGCCCCCUGCCGGCGGGGGCCCCCUCGACCACUCGGUCACGCUGCACAGCCGGCUGUACCGGGCAGGGGGUGCCUACGGGCCGGGAGCUCCCGAGCUGCUGCUCGAGGGUGCCGAGACCGUGACCCCGGUCGUGGACCCAGCCCGGAGGCGGGAGUACGGGCCCCUCUGGUACACGAGCGUGGGGUUCGGCGGCCUGGUGCAGCUCCGGAGGGGUGAGAGGGUCUUUGUCAACAUCAGUCAUCCCGAUAUGGUGGACUACAGGAGAGGGAAGACCUUCUUUGGGGCCGUGAUGGUGGGGUGAGGGCCGCCUACGUCCCGGGGAAAACGAAUGCACGGUGGGAGUGUGGGAAUCAGUCCGGAUAUUGGGGACCCAGUCACCAGGGACCCCAUGGCCAUGGGAAAAAUGUAAGAGACUGGAAACUGAUACUGAGCCUGUUGAAAAUAAAGAAUGUAAUGUUUUAGUGCUGCCAAAUACA
Diceros bicornis minor is the source of this 916-nucleotide messenger RNA. RefSeq names its product lymphotoxin beta (gene LTB). NCBI's taxonomy places the organism in Eukaryota, Metazoa, Chordata, Mammalia, Perissodactyla, Rhinocerotidae. Bases 1 to 741 code for a protein of 246 amino acids. The transcript has 4 exons. Gene Ontology annotation, biological process: immune response. Gene Ontology annotation, molecular function: CD40 receptor binding; tumor necrosis factor receptor binding. Gene Ontology annotation, cellular component: membrane. The record is from RefSeq and is a predicted model, not a curated record.